CGGGGAGGAGCUGCCGUCUCGUGCGGCCCCCAUCCCUUUCUCCCCUGCUACUAAUUUCAACCCACCAGAGAGAGAGAGAGAGAGAGAGAAAUGAGAAGUAAGGAAAAGGGGGAAAGAGAGACGGGUGUGUUGCUUGUCCUCUUCAUAUGAGCGGAAAGGCGUCAUAUUCGGUGCAGCUCGAGCGCUGUUGUUGGCCGGGGCUCACACGAGAGAGAGAGAGAGAGAAAAGGAAGAGGGGCUGCUUUACAGAUAACGGAACAGUGAAAGGAGAAAGCGCUAGCGACGAGUCAUAAAAACGUCAAAAUCGGUGUAAAACCGGGUAAGACAACAGCGCGCGUCCUGUUUCCCUCAUCAUUUCGAUUCGAGCCAAGUGGGAUCGGGAUGGAUAUAUCUUCUUCUGCACCAUUUGUCAGAUCUCCCGCUAGAGAGGACCGUGCCUCACGCGGAGCAGCAGCAUCACCACCACCGAAAUCGCUUUUUCUUCUCGGAUGCUCCCAUUAGAUACAGAACAACGGUAGAUAUCGAUUUGUGGCUAGUAUUCGAAUGCCGCGCGCACUGCCCGGGCUAACGGUAGAUUGAACCUGCUGGCUGCCAUCGACUGAACAAACGGAGACGUACCAACGGGACCACGGGUCGUUCAGCUAUCCUAGGCACUGCAGCCUAGCAGGCAGCCCCCUUCGUCGCAAGAUACAGGGAGAAACCGUAGGAUACUAGCCUACACUCUCUCCCUGAUGCAAAACACCGCCGCAGCGCAGCGUCGAGAAACUAUGCAGCUGUUUGAUAAGAUACAUAUGUAACGGGGGAAUUACGGGAGACCCUGGCCGGGUUCUCUGUCUGAUCUGCGCACCCAGGCUGAUAACGGAGGCUCCGGUAACGGGAUUGGAAUGGCAUAGAUUGCUUUUUUCAACACGGUGACCGACGAACAGAACGGAUACAUAUCUGACAUGACUAUCUGCAUCUAGAGACCUCAAACACAGGCGAUGGGAUGAAAAUGCGACGUCACAGAGUGUUCUUGCUGUGCACAGUGGGCCUGUGUGUCAUCUCCUUCCUCCACUAUUACAAGGCCCUUCACUACGUAUCCCUGCUCAAGGAGCUGUCGGCCCCGUACCCCAACAUCAAGUCCUUCAUCAUGGUGACAGGCUUCUUCUGGAGGGAGGGGGGGAGCACACCGUUAACGUCGGCUGCCUCGUCGUCUGACUUCGCCGCCUCGCAGGAGGAUGGACCCCCGCCCGCCCUCAGGCCCUCGGACACCAAGCCCCGGAUCGUAGGGGCUAUAGGUCCUGGGGGAGGGGGUGGAGGAGGAAGAGGAGGUGGGGUGGAGAUGAGGCUGAGAGAGGAACCUGCUGCGCCCCAACCAUGGGGUCAACCAGAGGAGGAACCCAGACACAGGGACACGGAUCCCAACGAGGAGCGUGAAGGUGAGGACCUCCACUUCAAGCCCUGGUACCCCAGCCACCCAGCCCACCCUGUCAGACCUUAUGCCCCAGAGGAAAAGGCCUCGGCUGGGAUUGAUGACCUGGUGGUGCCCUCCAAGGCUCCAUCCCCGGACCCCUUAGAAACCCUGGGCGACAUCCACACCCGCACCCACCAGCUCCAGGACGAUCCCACCUCCUACUUCGUCCGCACUAAAGCCGGAGCCCUCUGCUUCCGCCAGGGGACAGAGGUCGCCACCCCCAGGGAUGACGCGGCACGACCCGGGGGGCCUACUGUGACUGGUACUGAGGUAGGAUCUCGAGCAGGCUCCCCUGGGCAACGUAAGCCCCUGGCGGUCCUGAACCAAUCCCACCAACAACCACUCCAUCCGUCGUCCUCCGGCACCUCCAUGCCUCCCAAGGCCAAAUCAAGAGGACGAGGAGGCAAACGUCUGGUAAAAUGUGUGUGUCGGCCGGGGUGGCACGGGCCCUACUGUGGGGUACCUACCAUGGUCUACCACUCUAACCUGCCCACUAAGGAAAGACUGACGCCCAGAGAGAGACCCAGGAGGGUGAUCAAUGCCAUCAACGUGAACCAUGAGUUUGAUCUUCUCCACGUGAGGUUCCACGAGUUGGCCCAUGCUGUGGAUCUGUUCCUGGUGUGUGAGUCUAACUUCACCGCCUACGGAGAGAGACGACCACUACGGUUCCUGCGUCUCCUCCUGAACGGAACCUACGACUACGUGCGCCACAAAAUCCUCUACGUUUUCCUAGACCACUUUCCCGACGGCGGGCGCCAGGAUGGCUGGAUCGCUGAUGACUACCUCCGUACCUACCUGACCCGCGACGGCAUGGCCAGGGUGACCGGAUCACGCGCCGACGACGUCUUCGUCAUCAACGAUGCCGACGAGAUCCCCGCCCGCGAGGGACUUCUUUUCCUCAAGCUGUUCGACGGGUGGACGGAACCGUUCGCCAUCCACAUGAGGAAGUCGCUCUAUGGGUUCUUCUGGAAGCAGCUGGGGUCGUUGGAGGUCGUGUCGGGAUGCACGGUCGGAAUGCUCCGAGACGUCUACGAUGCCGAUGGGAUACGUCUCCGGCGCCGGGAAUACUACACCAUGCCCGGUUUCAGGAAGUACGAGAACGACACGGGUCACAUCCUGGUCCAGUGGGCCGUUGGAAGCCCCUUCCACUUUGCUGGGUGGCACUGUUCUUGGUGCUUUAGCCCUGAGGGCAUCCAUUUUAAGCUGAUCUCGGCCCAGAACGGGGACUUCCCGCGUUGGGGCGACUAUGAGGACAAACGGGAUCUGAAUUAUAUUCGGGAUCUGAUCCGGACGGGGGGUUGGUUCGAUGGAUCGGUGCAAGAGUACCCCCCCUCGGACCCCAAAGAGCACAUGUACGCCCCAAAGUAUAUGUUGGAGAAUUAUGAGAAGUACCUGUACCUUCUGGAGAACCCGUAUGUCAAACAUGAUAAAAUGAUUGAAGGGUAACGAAUUCGAGGGGGGGUAGAGAAUUGAAGGAAGUGAAUGGGUAAGGAAGGAGGGCCCCUGGGACUCACAAGGGGGAGGGACAUGGAAACAAAAAUUAGCACUCUUCAUGGGUGAAGGAUACAGACGGAAGGAAAGCCUUAGCACUGAUGGGGAAGGAUACAGAAGGAAGGAAAACACUGACGUUGGAAGGAUACCUAACGCAAGCUCCAAAAAGUCCUUAUUUUUGGGUAAAAGGGAACAUUGGAACAGCUUUGGGGGGAACAGCUACUGACAAAAUAGUCCUCCCUAGAAACGCUCUCUAUAUCAACCUCUGAACCUCACCUACUACUUUCCUAGUUCUGACUGACAGACAGGCCUUUAUGCUGGGUUGGUACGGUGGGGGCAGAGGGACAAAACAGGCGAAUCGCAAACCUGUGGAAAAAGGAAGCAAAAGAUGACAUUUUUGUUUCUGUUGAUGUUUACUUCAUCAUAUCGUCAUAGCGACACAGACACUCCCUCGUCCCGUCGGGGAAUUCUCACUCACUGUUGGAUACCUUCCUGUUGUGUCUUUAGUGACCCACUGCUAACACACACACACACACACACACACACACACACACACACACACUUUCUCCUCUCAUCAUAUGUGAGUUAGAUAUAGUGCAGUCUGUGUAUUGCUUUCCUAUGGUUAAUAUUUGGCUUGCUUGCAAAUGAACUGACAAGAGAAAAGCCUGAAUCAUUGUAGAAACUCUUGGUUAACUUUACACACAUGGAAUGGGACUUCUGCAUCUGUUGCUGCAAACCGCUAACACUCUGUGAGGUGUGUGUGUGUGUGUGUGUGUGUGUGUGUGUGUGUGUGUGUGUGUGUGUGUGUGUGUGUGUGUGUGUGUGUGUGUUUGUGUUAAUCUGUGUGCAUGCGCGCACGUGUGCACUGGGGUGUGCGAUCCUGAAAGGUCAGAACACAAUAUGUGUGUGUGUAUAACUGGGUGACAGUCCUCCUCUGUAGGCAGGCAGACAGGCAGACAGGCAGACAGGCAGACAGGCAGACAGACAGACAGACAGACAGACAGACAGCUCGUAAUGAAUGAUGAAGUGAUGUCGUCUCCAUAGCCUUUUGUACAGCACAGCAGGAGGUGUAUUGUUGUUCUAUGUGGCCUAUAAAGACAAAGAUUUAAACAAAAAAUACUGGUUGACUCUCUCUCUCUCUUCCUCUCUUUCGGUUUCUCUCCCUUGCCUUCUCUACUGCAUCCUUCUCGCUCCGUCUCCCUCCCCUCUGUCCCUCUCUCUUUCUUUCUCUUUCUUACUCGGUCCGGUAAAAAAAAGGUCACUUGAUUGCUCGAGCAGAAAUGUGCCGCCCACGUUGCCAUGGUAACGAGAGAGGGGGGGGGUGGCGGAAAGGGAGGAGAGGGAAGAGAGACGGGGUGAUGAGGGAGGAGGGUGAGCUGCGUUCAAGUUAGGUCACAGUCUUCAGAGAGAAAGGGAAGGAAAUCUGCAGCAGCACUGAUCCGUAUGUUCCCUUCUUUUAUCCUCAGGAGAAUGUAACUUAACUAAAUGUAGUUUACUCCUCUGACUCGUUUAUCUCCCUUCUUUCUCUCUCUGGCUCUCUCUCCCUCUCCUUUCACUCUCCCUCCCCUCUUCCUUCUCUCUCCCUUCCUUCUCUUUCUGUGUGUCUCUCUGUAUCUCAUUCAUUCUCUCUCUUACUCCCUCUCCCGCUUCCUUCUCUCUCUCUCUUUCCCCUGCAUCCUCCUAUCUCUACAUCUCUCCCUACAGUCCCGAUUGUAUAGACAGAUCAUGGUGCUUGAUCAUGCAGACUCUUGACUAGGCUGACUAGAGCCCAGCCCUAGCUCUCUCUCUGAUGUUACCGUGGUGAUGCCCUGCCUCUUCAAUAGACGGAACCCUUGUGGGGGUAAACAGAACACUGAGGCACGGUGGGCAUUUGAUGUCAAAUCCUAGUCCGAGACAGAGAUAAAGAAUUAUUGAUUUUAGUGAGAUAGGAUGUGUCUCAAAUGGGAUCCUAUUCUCUACAUAGUGCACUAUGGGACCUGGUCAAAAGUAGUGCACUAUAUACAGUUGAAGUCGGAAGUUUACAUACACUUAGGUUGGAGUCAUUAAAACUCGUUUUUCAACCACUCCACAAAUUUCUUGUUAACAAACUAUAGUUUUGGCAAGUCAGUUAGGACAUGUACUUUGCAUGACACAAGUCAUUUUUCCAACAAUUGUUUACAGACAG
Messenger RNA from Salmo salar (Atlantic salmon), 5108 nucleotides. RefSeq names its product beta-1,4-mannosyl-glycoprotein 4-beta-N-acetylglucosaminyltransferase-like. Lineage: Eukaryota; Metazoa; Chordata; Actinopteri; Salmoniformes; Salmonidae. Gene Ontology annotation, molecular function: beta-1,4-mannosylglycoprotein 4-beta-N-acetylglucosaminyltransferase activity. Gene Ontology annotation, cellular component: membrane. The record is from RefSeq and is a predicted model, not a curated record. Gene Ontology annotation, biological process: N-acetylglucosamine metabolic process.